CUUUCUAUUUAAAUCUUUUAUAGUAAAAUUCCAGAUGGAUGCAGAAGUUAUUUCGGCUAGUAUAUUAGCUCAAGUUUUUGAGGCUGGUGCAAUAUCCAUACAUGAAGUCAGAUAUCGCAUGGGUACUGGUACUGCUCAUUUACUGCAUGAAAGUUUGCGUGUGAAGCACAUUCCUUCAAGAAUUGAAGUUUUAGAUGAUGAUGGUGCUGCUGCUUUAAGGAAGUUCUGCCUUACCUACUAUGACAUUCGAGCUGUGAUUCUGGACUUAGCUCUCAAGCUUGAUAUGAUGAGGCAUUUGGAUUAUCUGCCUAGAUAUCAGCAGCAAAUGCUGUCUCUACAAGUUAUGAAGAUACAUGCCCCCUUGGCUUAUGCUGUUGGAACUAACUACUUGUCAUUGGAGCUGGAGGAUCUCUCAUUUCGCUACCUUUUCCCAUAUUCAUACCGCUAUGUGGAUACAUGGCUACACAGCCAUGAGACGGGAAGUAAGUCUCUAAUUGAUACAUACAUGGAAGAGCUGCAUUGUUCGCUUAAAGCGGAUCCUAUCUUAGCAGACAUGGUGGAGGAUAUCUCCAUUAAAGGUCGCUAUAAAAGUCGGUUCAGCACAAUGAAGAAGCUCUUGAAAGACGGUCGCAAGCCAGAGGAGGUGAAUGAUGUUCUAGGUUUACGGGUAAUUCUGAGUCCCAGAUAUACAGAAAAUAUGCCAGAAGUAGGUGAAAAGGCAUGCUACAGGACACGUGAAAUUAUCCAAUCUUUGUGGAAAGAAAUGCCACACAGAACAAAAGACUUUAUUCCCAGGCCCAAAGCCAAUGGAUAUAGGAGCUUACAUAUGGCAGUUGAUGUGAGUGACAAUGGCAAGUCUAGACCACUAAUGGAAAUUCAAAUAAGAACUGUAGAGAUGGACCUGCAGGCAGUUAAUGGAAUGGCAUCACAUUCAUUGUACAAGGGUGGUCUUACUGAUCCAGAAGAGGCAAAGCGGCUCAAGGCUAUAAUGAUGGCAGCUGCUGAUCUUGCAGCAUUGCGUCUUAGGGAUCUUCCAUCUGCUAAAGGGAUUGAGAUUGAUCAGAGAGAGAGAGUAUUUCGUCUUUUUGACAAGAAUGGUGAUGGCCAGAUCAGCAUUGAUGAACUUAUGGAAGUGAUGGAAGAGCUUGGUGCCCCAGGGGAAGAUGCUAGGGAGAUGAUGCAGCUCCUUGAUGCAAAUAGUGAUGGUUCUUUGAGCUCUGAUGAAUUUGACACAUUUCAGAAACAGGUUGAAUUCAUGCGAGCUUUAGAGGACAGAGAUGAUGAAUACAAGACCAUGUUGAAUGAGAAACUUAAAAUGGCAGAAGAUAGUGGCCUGAUUAAGGUAUAUGGCCAAGAGCUUGGCAACAAGCUUGCAAACUAGGACCUGUUAAAUGCUGUACAUAAUACCCUGAAACUGAAUUUUUUUUUUUUUUUUUUUGUGAAAAAAAAAGUUUUAUAGGUUGCAACUGUGAACCCAAAUAGGCUAAAUAAAUUCCCAAGUAUAAAAUUGCAAGUAAUUAUUUGUUAGAGCCUGGAAUCUAGGGGUGUUCAUGUUUGAGCCCUAUCAGUUUCUCUAUCUUCUCUUCUAUGUGAUAUCUACACUGUCCUCAACUUCAAAUCUUUAGCGACUUCAAGCCAAGAUUUUCUUGACGUCGAUUGCACAAACCUCCAGAGACUUCAAGGUAUAAUUGCUGAUACCAAUAUCUUUUUCUUCACUUUCCGUUCUAUUCUUUUGUGGGCUUUGAUUUGAGAUUUUUGAUUUAUUGGUGAUUGAAUUUAUUGGGUUUUUUAUUUUAUUUUAAUUGCAGUGUCAGUUGGUUCCUCUCUGCUUUGCCAUCACCUAUGCCUUUAAACAAAAGUUAGUAUGUAAUUGAGGUGUGGGCUAAUGCUAUUUUUCUGAGAUGGGCUCUUGCAAAGUAUUUUACUGAAUUUUGGAGGCUUCUUUUUUCUGUAUUUGUUCCUCUAUCCCUUCCCUUUAACCUUUUGUUUGUUUUAGUAUAAAUCUACAGUAUUUACUUUCAAAAAUCGAUAGUGUCUAAAUUAAUUCAAUCAAGAAAUAGUUCAGCUUCUUUCACUUGUCUAUAUUGAAUUAUUUUAACAAGCAAUUUAGUCUAAUUCCAGUGUUUCUAUCCUUCUCUGUUUCUCUGUGUACAGUAAAAUUUUGUCUGGGUUGCUUUGGGCUAAUGUAUUUAUUUUACAUAUAUAUGUAUUCCUGUGGUGUUGAACUUCUAUUAUUCCUGAAACUGGUUGCAUUUAAUAGGUAUUUAGCUUAUUUUCUAGGAAGAUUCAUUCUGGGCACCGAGAGAAUUGAGCAGUACAUAAGAGUACUGAGAAAUAUGUUUUGACAUUAAGUUUAUGAUUGAGUUUACUUGUUUGAUCCAAAUGUUAGGUUACUAUUGGAAGAAUCUGUUUCCUUCAGUGGCAACAAUGGUAAUGUUUCUAAUCGACUCUUUAUGUUCAAGGAAAAAAGAUAAGACACUUGUAUUAAGGAAAUAAUGAUCUUUAUUUUUUGUCAAUUGGUGCUGCCAAAUGUGGCGUUAUUUUAUAAUGUGGAAAUUACCUUUUGC
Manihot esculenta (cassava) is the source of this 2567-nucleotide messenger RNA. Its product is annotated as probable GTP diphosphokinase CRSH, chloroplastic. The record is from RefSeq and is a predicted model, not a curated record. NCBI's taxonomy places the organism in Eukaryota, Viridiplantae, Streptophyta, Magnoliopsida, Malpighiales, Euphorbiaceae. Gene Ontology annotation, molecular function: calcium ion binding. Gene Ontology annotation, biological process: guanosine tetraphosphate metabolic process.